Messenger RNA from Anolis carolinensis (green anole), 1767 nucleotides. RefSeq names its product phosphatidylethanolamine binding protein 4 (gene pebp4). The record is from RefSeq and is a predicted model, not a curated record. Bases 228 to 836 code for a protein of 202 amino acids. The transcript has 7 exons. Lineage: Eukaryota; Metazoa; Chordata; Lepidosauria; Squamata; Anolidae.
AUUUAUGCUUCCUAAAUGCUACACGGGGAUCACAGACAUUUUAUGUUUAUCCAAAAUCUCUGGCAAUUUAAAGAACUUUAGCCAUUUUGAUAGAAGAGCAUUUCCACUUGUGCUGCUGUCUCCCGAAAGCCAACAACAAGCAAAAUUGUAGGAUAGGAAACCAACGCCGGGAGCCUUAAGGACAGCUGAAUUGUGUACAUCAUUGAGAAUACGUUCCAAGAUACAGGAUGAAGACCCAGAUCACCCAUUUUCUGAUUGCUGGUUUCAUUUUCAUUGGUAUGCAAAGGGGUGUAAAUAUGGAGGAAUGUAUCUUUGAGAAUCUGGACGGUGAUGACGGCAAGUUUUGCAGGGGGAAUCUACAAGUUGUUUAUCCAGAACUGGGAGAUGUUGGCUGUACAUAUAUUCCAAAGUGUAACCAGUACCGUAAACGGAUCAGCAAGGAAUGGGGCAGCCCAGAUGUCAUAUACCAGGAGGCAGAUGCGAGUAAGAGAUACAUUCUCAUCAUGGUGGAUCCGGACGCCCCGAACAGAGCAAAACCAAAGUUCCGCUUCUGGAGACACUGGACUGUUGUCGACAUCCUAGGUGCUGAUCUGAAGAAAGGCAAGCUGAAAGGCCGCGUGUUGUCAGAUUACCGCCGACCCACACCACCGUCUCAAAGUGGUUUUCACCGCUAUCAGUUUCUCCUUUAUGAACAACCAUUGUUUGAAGCCAUAUCCUUGAAUCCAGAAGAAAAUCAGUCUACAGGUUCUUGGAAGAUGGAUAAUUUCCUGAAUCGAUUCCGAAUUGGAAUGCCAGUGGCUUCAACCCAGUUUAUCACUAAGGAUUACCAAGACUAGCAGCAGUGAAAAUGAUAUUCCCCCUUCGGCUUGUAUUUUUUCCCUUUGUAGCACAAGAAUGAAUCAUCCAUCCAUGAUCAGAACCAGGCCAUUGAUCUAUCAUAUAUUUUCCAGUUCUGAUGGCUUUGCAAAGAUGCAGUUUAGUCCUAUAAUCCUUUCUUCCAGCUAGCCAUUCAUUUUGAUAUGAAGAGGAGAACUCAAUGCCUUAUUCUAUGGACUGCGGGGCAUCUAUGAACAAAUAAAUUGGAUUCUUUUCCUAUUUGUUUGUAUGCAAUGACAGUAACAUAUUAUUACACAUUUGCAACCAUCUGAUUAUUAUCAUAACACAGGUAUUUCCAGCCCUUUCCAGCUACCGUUUCUGGGGAAAAGAUCCUCUCUGUGCAAAUUUCCCACUAAGCCAAUUUGUGUGACUUGUGUUAGAAAAAAAAAACUCAGAAAUUGAAGCUGUGCCUCUCAGAGAAGCUAAUCCAUCUGUUCCUCUUUUAGUUAAACAGUGCUAAUCAGUCUUGUUAACACUGAUUCUGUGGUCAAAGAGGCAUUAAUAAAGAAUCCUCUUAUGUGGUCCUUGAAAUAUCAUGGCAGUGGAAGAAAGUUGUCGUUCUCUAUUGGAUGCAAGUCUUUCCAGGCAUUUGCAUGCAUACAGUUCUGACCUGGUUUGAAGAGCUUCUUCAUACAUUUUACCUCAUUUACAAAAAUUUACAAAAUUGCUUUGCUUUGAAAGUACUGACCAGACGUAUAUCCAAGAAGUAAAGUCACUUCUUGCUUUGGUAUGCCAAUAAGUUACCCAUUUUGGUUUGUUUCUAAUGCUUCUCUGCAGGAUAACAUUUCUAACCCAAGCCUAUUGUAGCACUUUCUAGUUGUGGUUGAUCCUCUUAACAUAAAUGCCUACUUCACAUUGAUGCCGUCACAAUAAAAACAGAGCAGCGCUUCA